Molecule: messenger RNA, 3204 nt
Organism: Canariomyces notabilis
Lineage: Eukaryota; Fungi; Ascomycota; Sordariomycetes; Sordariales; Chaetomiaceae
Exons: 6
Coding region: 220-2937 (905 amino acids)
Biological process (GO): proton transmembrane transport
Cellular component (GO): membrane
Molecular function (GO): antiporter activity
Source: RefSeq, a predicted model, not a curated record
GACGUACGGCCGAUGAGCUCCCUGCACAUUCGGACCUAAGCCCAGAUCGACGGUCCUCCCCAGAACCAACCAUUCGAUCUUAACGUCUGUUUGACGGACGCCAGACACUUGGUUUGAACUCCUUUCAAGCCCACAGUUUCGUAUAUCCGCAUAUUCGGAGCGCCUCGACGGCUUAGCAUAGGAAACAAAUACCCGACCCGUUCGCCGACGCCACGAGACAUGGCGGGCGGCGGCUCGACGAACGGCACCGGCACGGGGGCUCCACCCCAGGCCGGUGUGCUCGAGGGCGUCAAUCCCAUUGAGUUCAGCCCUGGGAAUCCAAUUAUGCUUUUCAUCAUUCAGGCCAUCAUCGUCAUCCUAUUUUGUCAACUGCUGCACUAUCCUCUCCGGCUGCUGAACCAGCCCCGUGUUAUCGCCGAGGUCAUCGGUGGUAUCCUGCUGGGUCCGUCGGUCAUGUCAAGGAUACCGGGAUUCAAGCAAACCAUCUUCCCGGAUGCCUCUAUGCCCGUGUUUAACAAUGUAGCCAACAUGGGCCUUCUUAUCUUUUUGUUCUUGGUCGCUCUUGAGGUCGACAUCCGUAUGUUCACUCAGAACUGGAAGGCCGCCCUCAGCGUCGGUCUGGCCGGCAUGGUCAUUCCCUUUGGUUUGGGCUUCGCCAUAGCCUGGGGCAUCUACCACCAGUUCGCACCCGUCCAGCCAAUUAGCUUCGGUGUCUACGGCUUGUUCGUUGGCACCGCGCUGGCCAUUACCGCCUUCCCCGUGCUCUGCCGGAUUCUCAGUGAACUGAAUCUGCUCCGCUCAAAUGUGGGCGUCACUGUGUUGGCCGCCGGUAUUGGCAACGACGUGACGGGCUGGGUGCUCCUCGCCCUCUGCGUGGCCCUGACCAACAACAGCAGCGGCCUAGCUGCGCUCUGGGCCCUUCUCUGCUGUAUCGGCUGGACUCUGUUGUUGGUGUUUGUCGUCCGACCACCUUUCAUCUGGGUCCUUAGGCGGACCGGAAGCCUCCAAAACGGGCCUACUCAGGGCAUGGUCGCCUUGACCAUGCUCAUGGUAUUUGCUUCUGCAUGGUUCACCGGGAUUAUCGGGGUCCAUCCCAUCUUUGGGGCCUUCUUAGUUGGCUUGAUCUGCCCCCAUGACGGUGGCUUCGCGAUCAAGCUGACCGAAAAGAUUGAAGACCUGAUUUCAGUCCUGUUCUUGCCCCUCUACUUUGCGCUUUCCGGGCUGAACACGAAUCUUGGUCUUCUGAGCGAUGGCAUCACAUGGGGAUACAUCAUUGGCAUUAUCGCAUGCGCCUUUGUCGGCAAGAUUGCCGGCGGAACCCUUGCCGCCCGGGCGAACAAGCUCCUAUGGCGCGAAAGCUUCACCAUUGGGUGCUUGAUGAGCUGCAAGGGCUUGGUGGAGUUGAUCGUCUUGAACAUCGGUCUUCAAGCGGGGAUCCUAACCCCUACCGCUUUCAGCAUGUUUGUCGUCAUGGCUUUGGUGACGACUGUCGCCACCACGCCUCUUACCAAAUAUUUGUAUCCGCCAUGGUACCAGAAAAAGGUUGAGAGGUGGAGGAGAGGAGAGAUCGACUGGGAUGGCAAUCCCACCGACACACCCGAGACGGCUUCAGGAGAGUCUUCUAAAAAGCCAGUCGAGUCGCAAAUUCGACGUCUCAUGGUGCAUCUCCGUCUUGACAGUCUUCCGAGCCUGUUCACGUUUAUCACUCUGCUCAGUCCGGAAAGCAUCUCGACCACCGGUCAGCCGGACACCACAGCGGACAGCCACAAGGAGCAAGCGAUUCAGAUCAAAAAGAGACCCCUUGAAGUUCACGGUCUGCGGGUCAUCGAGCUCACCGACCGUACCUCGUCAGUGAUGCACCUCACUGAAGGCGAGGACUUCUAUUCCCUACGCGAUCCUGUAGUCAAUGCCUUCCGAACAUUCUCUCACCUGCAUGACGUCGCUGUCUCUGGGCGUGUCGCCGUCGUGCCGACAGACUCGUACGCAGAAACGCUCAUGUCCCAGGCGUCUGAGGUCUCGUCGGAUUUCGCGCUUAUUCCCUGGGGCGAAUACGGCAGUGUGUCAGAAGACCAAUCCUUCCCCGUCACAGCCAACCCAAGCGAGCGCUUCAAGUCCAGCAUGCAUCUUGAAUUCAUCAACCAGACGCUACAAAAGGCAGCAAGCACAUGCAACGCGGGAAUUUUCAUUGACAAUGGCUUUGGCGGCAUCACAAAAUCUGCCGAUCGCCCCGAGCUCACUCGUACCAAGAGCGCCAUGUCCAUCCGUAGCUACCGCGAAAUGCCUACCCUGCCAGUCUCCAACAAGAACCAUCAUAUCUUCUUCCCAUUCUUCGGCGGCGCCGACGACCGCGUCGCUAUCCGAGUCGUCCUCCAGCUCGCCAAGAACCCUCACGUCACGGCCACUAUCGUCCGCAUCCACUGGCUCGAUGCCCAAAACGCCGAGACAAAGACGGUUCUCCAGACAGCGGAAACCGAAAAGAACGGCGGGUCCGCAAGCAAGACCUCCACAGCUGAAUCAACCGGCCCGAGCACACCGCCCCCUUCAUACGCACACACAGCCAACAAUGAGAACGCCGCCGCCCAAGACCCCGAAGACGUCAUCCUUUUCUCCACCUUGCAGAACUCCCUCCCGCAAGAGCUCUCCGGCCGAGUCGUCUUCAGCGACCUAGACCUCUCAGCCCCUGCUUCGGCGUCGACCGUUUCCGAAAUUGUGCUGCUCGCGCAGGAGACGGUGGGCCAGCAGCCCAAGAACGCGGGCGACAUUGUGGUCCUCGGCCGGCGGAACGCCAAGCUGGAAGCUGCGGACCUGGCCGUCGAAGCCGGGAGUAGCGCUCCCGAUUUGAAGCGCACGAUUGGCGCCAUCGGGGAGCAGCUCGUCACGGUCGGCGUUAAGGCCAGUAUCUUGGUUAUUCAGGCCGGUGGAAGUGCCGCCGUGUAAACGCUUGGAUAUCUGAGUUUGGUGUUUCUCUUGGGUUUCGGUUCUUGGUUAUUGGAUGCUGCAAUACCCUUGCUGCUACUUAUCGCAAGUUUGUUUCUUUGGGGGAGCUGUUGAUAUGGUUAUUUAGCAUGCCGUCGAACAUAUUGCAUAUGUGAGUCGGCUUGGGUGGUUUCUGGAUUGUUAUGCUGUGUGAUCACGGUUGAUGUCUUGAUGAUAGAUAUCCCAGGACGAUUCUAGUUUCUCUGGCAAAGUUGACAAGGCCUUGGC